GAUUGAAGCUUGAAGAGCCGAUAGGGAAGCGUCAAGAACGUGGUCGGCGGAUUCUUCCGCGGGGAAUCAUGGCUUUGGAAUCUCGGAAAGUUGUAGUUCAUCUGAGAGCCACCGGUGAUGCACCGAUUCUCAAGCAAGCAAAAUUCAAGAUUGCUGGGACAGACAAAUUUGUAAAAGUAAUAGAUUUUCUUCGUCGCCAGCUUCAUAGAGAGACACUGUUUGUGUACGUAAACAGUGCCUUCUCGCCAAAUCCUGAUGAAUUGAUCUCAGACCUGUAUAAUAACUUUGGCAUUGAUGGAAAAUUGGUGGUAAAUUAUGCUUGCUCCAUGGCCUGGGGAUAAGAACUUCCAAGUUGAACAGUUGCGAUCAUUGAAGUGUACAUAAGACCUGCAUUUGCAGCAAUGAUUGUCCAGUUCUUAGCGCCAUGGAUGUCGACUGCUUCCGCCAGCUUCCGAUCCUCCUCUGCCCUCCAUGGGCCCUUGUUCAGUCCCUUCUUCAGUUGCUUAGCCUCUCUGGUAUUUGUGGUGCCAGCCAUGGAUUUCUCUUGCUACACAAGUACACCAAAACACAGGUGUGCAAUUUUUUAGCUGUUUUAUACACUCCUACUUUGUUUUGUGUUUCUAAUGCCUAUGUAGAACAUUUAAUUUUGUGUAUAUAUAUAUAUAAUUGCAUGAAAA
Molecule: messenger RNA, 677 nt
Organism: Andrographis paniculata
Lineage: Eukaryota; Viridiplantae; Streptophyta; Magnoliopsida; Lamiales; Acanthaceae
Product: ubiquitin-like protein ATG12
Exons: 6
Coding region: 69-341 (90 amino acids)
Biological process (GO): autophagosome assembly; autophagy of mitochondrion; nucleophagy
Cellular component (GO): phagophore assembly site membrane; Atg12-Atg5-Atg16 complex; cytoplasm
Source: RefSeq, a predicted model, not a curated record